AUGACAACAAAAAACAACUACCUCCUCCUCUACAACACCCUCUCCUCCACCCUCUGGCUCCGCAUCUUCCUCGGCGUCACAGCCGCACUCCUCUCCCCAAAUCAACCAUCCACAGAUAUCAAUGUAUACCCUCACCUCGAACCCUGGACAAGAUGGACCCAAACCCUCGCCAUCGUAGAGAUCCUCCACGCCGCAACAGGAAUCACCCGCGCUCCCGUCUUCACGACCUUCACUCAGAUCUUCACACGCUGCGUCCAAGUCUGGGCCGUGAACUACCAGUAUCCCGAGCCGACGGCGUCGUCGCCCGCCUAUACGGCUCUCCUGCUGGCCUGGUCCGCGGCGGAUGCGGUCCGAUACUCCCUCUUCAUUGUCCUGUAUCCAGUUGGGAUCGGGAGUGAGUGGUGGUUGAUGUACAAGGCUGCUGCUUCCACGGUCAACCCCAUAGGUGCUGUGGUUUUCUACUUCUGCCUUGCGCUAUAUGUUCCUGGCGCCUUCAUGAUGUACUCGUACAUGCUUAAGCAGAGGCGCAAGGCUUUGAAGUGUGAGUAG
Aspergillus thermomutatus is the source of this 549-nucleotide messenger RNA. RefSeq names its product putative membrane protein. Gene Ontology annotation, molecular function: 3-hydroxyacyl-CoA dehydratase activity. The transcript has 4 exons. Gene Ontology annotation, cellular component: endoplasmic reticulum membrane. The record is from RefSeq and is a predicted model, not a curated record. Lineage: Eukaryota; Fungi; Ascomycota; Eurotiomycetes; Eurotiales; Aspergillaceae. Bases 1 to 549 code for a protein of 182 amino acids. Gene Ontology annotation, biological process: sphingolipid biosynthetic process; very long-chain fatty acid biosynthetic process; fatty acid elongation.